Molecule: messenger RNA, 1389 nt
Organism: Daldinia vernicosa
Lineage: Eukaryota; Fungi; Ascomycota; Sordariomycetes; Xylariales; Hypoxylaceae
Exons: 2
Coding region: 1-1035 (344 amino acids)
Biological process (GO): regulation of transcription by RNA polymerase II
Cellular component (GO): nucleus
Source: RefSeq, a predicted model, not a curated record
AUGCCGGACUACCUGAGCAACUUGAACCCCGAUGCGUUGGGUAUCGACGAAUUUGCCUCUCGCCUCGAUGAGUUGGACAACAUUGCUGAAUAUCAACCAAAUGGUUCUCAGCUUCAUGAUGAGUCGGCCGGAAACCACCAAUUUAAAUUCGAUUGUGCUACAACACUCUCAAUACCUAUGAUCAGUGAACCGUACCUCAGACUCUCGAUCACAAAUCUGGAAGAACACGGAACCUUUGAAGCACCAAGAGAACCAGCUACUCGGCUGGAGCAAAGCCUACAUCCCGGGAGCUGCAAAGCUGAUCCAGUCACACCCGAGCAUCAUCCAGUUCUCGGACCUUCCAAGUUUUCAUGCAUCCAAUGCAAUACGUCGUUCGAAACCCAUGCUGAGCUUAGUAACCAUGCCUUGGUCUCACAGCAUAACCCUGUUGCAUGUUCGUGCGGAGAAAGGUUUUCGCGUCCUGAUGCUCUAAACCGACACUGUAAUUCCUUUCGCAAAGACAACCGUUCUUAUCCGUGUAACUUCUGCAAGCGCCAUCGCGGUAGGAAGGCGUUCGGUCGACGAGAUCAUCUUGUCCAACACCUUCGCGGCUAUCACAAAUUCGACCAGGAGGAAAUUGACAAAAGUUGUCCCAAAUAUUUAUUUAGUCGCCAAAGAUACCAUCAGAUUCUAGUAUGUCCUUAUGCCGAAUGUGAAUAUCAUCGAGGCGAGGAGUUCAAAAGUUCCACCUGGUCUCGGUUUACCACCGACGCUCCUUUUAAGAACCAAUCCGACUAUAAACAGCACCUGAAAGACGUCCAUGAGGAUACCCCGUUCCCUUGCCACGUCGAUGGGUGCGACCGGGUUGGCCGCAGAGGCUAUAUGCGUGAGAGGGAUCUAAUGAAACAUUUAACCAGUCAACACCCAGAUGCUGCCGAGUAUUCACCGGCUCCUCGAGAGAAGACUGUAUACGAAUGCUGCGAUUGCGGGAGGCGCUAUACAAGCGCAACUGGAUUUAAGUAUCAUCACUGCAGACCGGACUCCAAGGAGAACUAGGUAAUUUACCUACCUAACUCUACCAAGCUCUCGCACGGCCGAGAUUCGUGUGCCUUGCGGACGGGCGUGUUAACUCCCGAAUGAUCUCGAAAGUUUCCAUUCUUCACUUGAUCUCCAUCGUCAUGUUAUCAAUUAUUUCCAGGUUACGAUAUUAUCCACACCCUUAUACUCCAGGUAUAUCGACGUUUGUUUUCACAAUCUUGAGUUACAUUUUUCAAUAAGAUGCACAGUCGCUGUUGCGGAGCGUCAUGGAAAUAGUUGAAUGUAAAUUUCCUAUAUACCUAUGUUUCGUUUUGUCUUUUCUUCUUUUCUCUCGUUACAUUUAACAUUUACUAUUUUCUAUGCAUACCGAAC